Messenger RNA from Chrysochloris asiatica (Cape golden mole), 1308 nucleotides. RefSeq names its product T-box 6 (gene TBX6). NCBI's taxonomy places the organism in Eukaryota, Metazoa, Chordata, Mammalia, Afrosoricida, Chrysochloridae. The record is from RefSeq and is a predicted model, not a curated record. Gene Ontology annotation, biological process: cell fate specification; heart looping; vasculogenesis. The transcript is spliced from 8 exons. Gene Ontology annotation, molecular function: RNA polymerase II cis-regulatory region sequence-specific DNA binding; DNA-binding transcription factor activity, RNA polymerase II-specific. Gene Ontology annotation, cellular component: nucleus. Bases 1 to 1308 code for a protein of 435 amino acids.
AUGUACCAUCCACGAGAGUUGUACCCCUCCCUGGGGACCAGCUAUCGCCUUGGGCCCCCACAGCCGGGGGCAGACUCCAGCUUCCAGCCUGCCCUGGCCGAGGGCUACCGCUACCCCGAUCUGGAAACUCCCAAACUGGACUGCUUCCUCUCUGGGAUUGAGGCUGCUCCCCGCACCCUGGCCGCACCCCCACCUCUGCCCCCACACCCCCCGGUCCUGAGCACUGACCUGGCCCCUCCAGCCCCUGAGGCCCUUCACACCCUCCCUGGGGUCAGCCUGAGCCUGGAGAACCGGGAACUGUGGAAGGAGUUCAACUCCGUGGGAACAGAGAUGAUCAUCACCAAAGCCGGGAGGCGCAUGUUCCCUGCUUGUCGAGUGUCCGUCAUGGGCCUGGACCCUGAGGCUCGCUACCUGUUUCUUCUGGAUGUGAUCCCAGUGGAUGGGGCUCGCUACCGCUGGCAGGGCCGGCGCUGGGAGCCCAGUGGCAAGGCAGAACCCCGCCUACCUGACCGUGUCUACAUUCACCCUGAUUCCCCUGCCCCCGGUGCCCACUGGAUGCGACAGCCUGUGUCUUUUCAUCGCGUCAAGCUCACCAAUAGCACACUGGACCCCCAUGGCCACCUGAUCUUGCAUUCCAUGCACAAGUACCAGCCCCGUAUACACCUGGUACGGGCUGCCCAACUUUGCAGCCAGCACUGGGGGGGCGUUGCCUCCUUCCGCUUCCCGGAGACCACAUUCAUCUCUGUGACAGCCUAUCAGAACCCACGGAUCACACAACUGAAGAUUGCAGCCAACCCCUUUGCCAAGGGUUUCCGGGAGAACGGAAGAAACUGUAAGAGGGAGCGAGAUGCCCGUGUUAAGAGGAAACUUCGGGGCCCAGAGCCAGUAGCCACAAAGGCCUAUGGGAAUGGAGAUGCACCUGGUGGUCCCUGCGACUCCACACUAGGUGGGGACAUCCGUGAGUCAGACCCAGAGCAAACCCCAGCACACCGGGAAGUUGCCUCAGCCCCAGCGCCUCCAUGUGGUGGUCCCAGUGCCGAAGCCUACCUUCUACAUCCUGCCGCUUUCCAUGGGGCCCCUGGUCACCUUCCACCCAGGACCCCCAACUUCCCUGAGGCUCCAGACUGUGGGCGGACAGCCCCCUACUCAGCUGCAUUCCUAGAACUACAGCCUGGGCCAGGAAGUUCAGGGUACCCAGUAGCUCCACCCACAGCACCCUUUGCACCACACUUCCUCCAAGGGGGCCCUUUCCCCAUAUCCUACGGGCAUGGGAGUUACCUGGAUAUGGGCUCCAAACCAAUGUACUGA